This is a messenger RNA of Amaranthus tricolor (Joseph's coat), 1125 nucleotides long. RefSeq lists its product as uncharacterized. Gene Ontology annotation, molecular function: DNA helicase activity. Gene Ontology annotation, biological process: DNA repair; telomere maintenance. NCBI's taxonomy places the organism in Eukaryota, Viridiplantae, Streptophyta, Magnoliopsida, Caryophyllales, Amaranthaceae. Bases 1 to 1125 code for a protein of 374 amino acids. The record is from RefSeq and is a predicted model, not a curated record. The transcript has 2 exons.
AUGGGAAAGAGUCUUAAAGAUUAUGGUUUACAACACAUUUGUAGAAGCGAAGAUAUUUUGGUACAAAGAACAAGAGAUGUUAUUGAUGCUCUUGAUGCUCCUAUUCCAGAGGCAUGUAAUGCUGCAAGGAAACAACUCAACAAUGAACUACGAACUGCAUACAAGUGUAUUAUUUCUCAUGUGAAAAGGAAAAAACCAGGUCUAUUUUUCAUUGAUGGCCUAGGGGGAAUUGGCAAGACCUUUUUAUACUGUGCACUGUAUGCAAAGGUAUGCCUGCUCAAUCAAAUUGUGUUACCGACAGCAACUUCUGGUAUUGCAGCUUCCAACAUUCCUACUGGUCGUACUGCGCAUUCUAGGUUUAAACUACUAGUUGAUUGUGGACAAUCCUUUACAUGUAAUGUCGGUAAGCAAUCAAGUGUCGCUUCUCUUAUUAAGGAAAUUUCACUAAUCAUAUGGGAUGAAGCUUCCAUGGCUCGUAGAGAGAACAUCGAGUCACUUGAUUUGCUUUUACGUGAUCUAUGUUUACCUGAUGUUCCCUUUGGUGGUAAGGUUGUUGUUUUUGGUGGUGACUUUCGUCAAACUGUUCCAAUUGUUCCCAAGAAAUCACGACAAGAAAUAAUUGGUUACAUCUUAGUUAGUUCACACUUGUGGCCUCUUUUCACCCGAUUUGAACUAACCGCAGUAUAUCCCAAUAUUUCGACUCAGUCUAUCCAUCCAUCAUUUUUUGCUGAACGCGUUAUAUUGACACCUCGGAAUGAAGAUGUUGAUUUGAUCAAUUCAAAGCUUAUUGAUAAGUUCUUUGGAGAUGUCUGUAUUUAUAAAAACUUUGAUUCAGUUAUUGAUGAUCAUUGUAACAUUUAUUUAAUUGAGUUUUUGAAUACACUUUUUCCCAGAGGCAUGAGUCCACAUGAAUUGAUUUUGAAGCUGAAUUGCCCAGUUAUUUUGUUGCGCAAUCUUGAUCCAUCAAGCGGCUUGUGUAAUGGAACUAGACUUAUUUGCAAAAUAUUCAUGCCAAACGCUAUACAAUACGAGAUUUCUACAGGAUUUUCAAAGGGUGAGUAUGUGAUGUUGCCGCGCAUUAAUCUCAGGCCCUCAGAAUCAUCUGGUUAUCCAUUCCAAUUUUAG